UCGAGUUUAUUUUUUGAAGGAUCGUUUUUUUUUGUUUUAUUUUCUUCGUUAUUAAUUGAUUUUAGAUUUUAUCUUAAUCAAUUUUCUCAUCGAAAAAUGGCUGACGAAUUGAGAACGACGAUUCCACAAGAUCUACGUCAUCUUCGAGCAUGUUUACUAUGCUCACUUAUCAAGUCAUUCGAACAAUUUGAAUUUCAUGGCUGUGAUAAUUGUGAAGAUUUUUUGGGAAUGAAAAAUAAUCGUGAAAUGGUCUAUGAUUGUACAUCGAAUAAUUUUGAUGGUUUAAUUGCAUUGACAAAUCCCGAAGAUUCCUGGGUGGCUAAAUGGCAAAAAAUUGGUCGAAAAUGUGUCGGUAUAUAUGCGAUUAGCGUAUCUGGUCGUUUACCAGCGGGUAUUGUUCGUGAAUUGAAAAAUCGUGGUGUCGUAUAUCGUUCACGUGAUCGUUCAUCAAAUGUUUAAUUUUAUAUUAUAAUAAUUUUCUCAUGAAGCAAAAAAAAAUUCAUACAGAUCAAAGCAUGUGUAUAGAUGUGUGAAAAAAUAUUCUGUAAAUUUCAA
Dermatophagoides farinae (American house dust mite) is the source of this 555-nucleotide messenger RNA. RefSeq names its product Transcription elongation factor subunit spt4 (gene spt4). The record is from RefSeq and is a predicted model, not a curated record. Gene Ontology annotation, molecular function: zinc ion binding; RNA polymerase II complex binding. Gene Ontology annotation, cellular component: nucleus; DSIF complex. Gene Ontology annotation, biological process: transcription elongation by RNA polymerase II; regulation of DNA-templated transcription; transcription elongation-coupled chromatin remodeling. Lineage: Eukaryota; Metazoa; Arthropoda; Arachnida; Sarcoptiformes; Pyroglyphidae.